Messenger RNA from Nyctereutes procyonoides (raccoon dog), 1023 nucleotides. Its product is annotated as inter-alpha-trypsin inhibitor heavy chain H6-like. The transcript has 7 exons. Lineage: Eukaryota; Metazoa; Chordata; Mammalia; Carnivora; Canidae. The record is from RefSeq and is a predicted model, not a curated record. Bases 1 to 1023 code for a protein of 340 amino acids.
AUGAGCCUCAGGGCGACAGGCCCGCUAUGUGCCCUGGCUGCCUGGAGAAGGCUGGAGGGCUUCCAUCCAGGAGGCCAGACCCCAGGCCAUGUCAGUGGUGCAGAAUGGAUCCUCCCAGAAGGGGUGAGAACUUUCACCAGGGAUGGGGUGGGGCCCUCCCCACACAUUCUCCUUGGCACAGGAAAUAAGUGCCAGUUUGGGGACAGAAUCAAGCAAUUACCAAAGCAGAGGAGGAGAGCCGGAGUGUGUGUGAAUGUGAUUUCUUUCAAAGUGGAGGUCAGCAAUGGCAUCGAGGUCUACAGCACCAAGAUCAGCUGCAAGGUGACCUCCCGUUUUGCUCACAAUGUCGUCACCACCAGGGCUGUCAACCGCGCAGACACCGCCAAGGAGGUGUCCUUUGACGUGGAGCUGCCUAAGACGGCCUUCAUCACCAACUUCACCUUGACCAUCGACGGUGUGACCUACCCCGGGAAUGUCAAGGAGAAGGAAGUCGCCAAGAAGCAGUAUGAGAAGGCUGUGUCCCAGGGCAAGACAGCCGGCCUGGUCAAGGCCUCUGGGAGGAAGCUGGAGAAGUUCACAGUGUCCGUCAACGUGGCUGCGGGCAGCAAGGUCACCUUUGAGCUGACCUAUGAGGAGUUGCUGAAGAGGCACAAGGGAAAGUACGAGAUGUACCUUAAAGUCCAACCCAAGCAACUGGUCAAGCACUUUGAGACCAAAAAGCCACUGCCGCCCAAGAUCUCACCAACAUCCCCGCUUGCCAUUGUCAACAUCCCACUGACAGCAAAAGGAAAUAAGGCCAAUGAUUCCUUCCAUUCAGACAUGAUGGUUAUACCUCAUCAGGUUAGUUCCAUUAGGUACAGGAAACUUGUUCAUGACUUACAAGCUUCCGCCAUGGGUGGCUUGGCCAAGGUCCACAUCUGGACAGAUCAGAUGGACAGCACACAACAUCCAGUUGGUGUCCCAUGGUUUCUCAAGCACUGUGCCACUUGCCAUGUGGCUUGGGUAAAGAGCUGUACCUCAUAA